AUGUUAAUUCAUAUUAAAGUACUUAACAAUCCGGCAUUAGCCGAAAUUCAAUUAGAAGUAUCUCCACUUGAUACAAUUCAACAAAUCAAAUCUCGUCUUUCUGAUCAAUUAAAUAUUCCAAUAAGUCAACAAAAAUUAGUUCUUAAAGGUAAACCAUUACAUGAUGGCUCAAUACUAGAUUAUCAAAUAGUAGAUGGUUCAAAAUUACAUUUAAUUAUUUCAACACAACAUUCAACAAUAUCAACUAAACCAGUUAAUAAUGCAUUUAUAAAUGAACUUUAUUUACUUGCAUCAAAAUGGAUUCAAAAUCCAAAUGAACGUGAAGCAUUUGUAACUGCUUUUCAAAGAGAAAUGAAAAAUACUAUUGAUCAUCUCAGUUUAGAUGAUAUUGAAAAAUUAUGUACUGAUCGAAUCAAUCAAACUGUUUGA
Molecule: messenger RNA, 429 nt
Organism: Rotaria sordida
Lineage: Eukaryota; Metazoa; Rotifera; Eurotatoria; Philodinida; Philodinidae
Source: the annotation of a GenBank genome assembly